AUGGAUGCCCAUAGCCAGCAACGCCCACCGGCUCCCAAGUCAGCCGGACUCACCAACAUCCUUAACAGCGAGCACGCAUCAGCUUCCGCUCCCAACGGCCCUCCGCAUAUGCGAGAUUCGGGCUUCUACUCAAAUGCAGACGCCUCCACCUCGUUCAACGUCAACGGUCUGAGCCCAAGCGGCUCUGGCUAUCAAUCGUCAUCGCAGGACAAGACUCCGUCGCCGAUCGCCUCCAACAUGGUUCCUCAUGCGCUCGUAUCGCCCUCAACGACCAACAUGAGUGUCGCUGCCAUGGUAUCCCCCAGCACACCUGGCAACCUCGACCCGCGUCGGGACCGGCCCACCUCGAUCGAGUCCAACGGGACUGGCCCUGUGAUGGGCGAGACGCUGGCUCCGGGAAUGGGUGGCUUGCGACGGGAAAGCGUGGAUAGCCGCAUUAAUCAGGGCUUCAGUGACAUGCGACUUGGCAAUUCUCCCUAUACAUCCAACAACCCUUCAACCACAUCCAUCCAGAACACCCUUCACACGCAGCGGAACCCACAUCACCUUUCCGUUCAUCGCAUCUCGAACGGUUACCAGCCCAGCGCAGAUCGAAACCCCGAGUCCAAGACGAUCAAGACUGCACCCGCGAUUACUGGUCCCGCGACAGGGCAUAUCGCCCGAGCGGCAGAGCCUACCAAAGGCCAAGCCUGGGCUUUCCCAGAGGAAGAAAUCCAACCUUUCAGGGAUAGGGGCGCUAACACGGCGGCAGCCAUCGCCGAGCACCAGAGACUCAACGAUCACAACCGACUUUUGCAGUCACACUACAACACAGCAAUGGCAGACAACGAAAUUCUGCGUCGAGAGCUCAACGCUCUGCGGAUGGAGGGAGUGCAACUACGGGGAGAUAUCAACACAUCCUCGGGUCACCCUCCUCCACCCCCGCCCGCGGCACCUCACUCUGGACCAUACCCUUCUGACCCCUACGCCAGUUCGACACGGCCGGAGCUGCCGCCUAUCCGUUCGCUCAACAACGGACCAGACUCGAUGACGGGGGUUCAGUACGAUACCCCCCGUGUCAAUGGUUACCGCCAGGAGAGGUACUGA
Molecule: messenger RNA, 1086 nt
Organism: Fusarium vanettenii 77-13-4
Lineage: Eukaryota; Fungi; Ascomycota; Sordariomycetes; Hypocreales; Nectriaceae
Exons: 3
Coding region: 1-1086 (361 amino acids)
Source: RefSeq, a predicted model, not a curated record